Messenger RNA from Homarus americanus (American lobster), 845 nucleotides. Its product is annotated as anti-lipopolysaccharide factor-like. The record is from RefSeq and is a predicted model, not a curated record. The transcript has 3 exons. NCBI's taxonomy places the organism in Eukaryota, Metazoa, Arthropoda, Malacostraca, Decapoda, Nephropidae. The coding region runs from base 16 to 468 and encodes 150 amino acids.
UGGGCGGCAUAUAUAAUGGGCGAGACGCCACGACAACACCACCAGAACCACUCCAGGUCCAGCAGCAGCUCUUCCUCUACCCUACAAGACAAGAGAAUGCGUCCCUCCGUGCUGUGUGCGUUGGUGAUGGUGGCCGUGAUGGCUCCUUACCUCCCUCAGUGCCACGCCCAGGGUUGGGAGGCACUGUUGCCAGCCUUCGUGGACAAGCUAUCAGGGUUGUGGAGGAACGGGGAGGUGGAGCUGCUGGGCAGACACUACUGUAGCUUCGCCGUCAAGCCAAAAAUCAAAAGUUGGGAACUUUACUUCUUGGGAACCGUGUCCUGCCCUGGCUGGACACGCAUCAGAGGCCACUCCGAGACCAGAAGCUACUCUAAUGUGGUCAACAAGGCGACUGAGGACUUCCUGAGGAAUGCGCUCAAGGCCGGCAUCAUCACCGAAGAGGAUCUCAAUACCUGGCUCAAUAACUAACUCUUUGGUUGACCUUAUCUCUGAAAACACGCUCCAGCUCCUCGUAGACUUCCACCUCUCCUCACCUUUCAAGAAACGUACCUGUAACACACACACACACACACACACACACACACACACCAGUUGGGAGUCUGGAGCCAGGUACUACCCAUCGCUGGGCUCCUUAGCUAUCACAAUGUACCAACAUUACUCACAAUCAACAUUAAGUUGUGAGGAUGCGUUACCCCCAGAGCUCACGAGCCAAUCUUCACAUUUAUAUAUUCAUACAUUAUCAUAUAAUGGAAGACUUAUUUUACUGAUUCUUCUGAUGCAAUUUUUUUUUUGUAUGUGUUUGUAUCUUUAAGGGAAAAUCUUACCAAUAAAAAUGUUUUUUCGAA